AUGCUGUUGCACCACCCUAUUCAUCAUGUCUUCAUCUUCUUCAUGCUCCUUUUCUCCUUCCCAAAUUAUUCACAAUCUUUAACCACUUAUGAGGAUGAUGAAAGGACUAUUUUACUUAUCCUAAAACAACACUGGGGGUAUCCAUUUUCAGUAUUUGAGCAGUGGAACUCCACUUCCUCCCCAUGUGACUGGCCUGGAAUUUCAUGCAACUUCAAUGGAAGUGUCACACGGAUAUCUCUCUCCGGAAUGAACAUCCCAGGAUCAUUCCCGGCCUCAACUAUUAUAUGCCAGCUCAACAACCUUGUUUCAAUCAAUUUGAGUUCCAAUAAUCUUUGGGGAACUAUACCAGCUAACCUCUCCAGCUGCUCAAAGCUAGAAGAGUUGGAUCUAUCUGGAAAUUAUAUCUUCACAGGAAAACUACCAGGUGAGCUGUUUUCCAUGAAAAAGCUGCGCACUUUAGAUCUGUCCAUGAACUCUUUUAGUGGCUCAAUACCAGAUGAUAUAGGGAAUUUAUACAAUCUUGGCUACUUGGAUUUGUCUAUGAAUUAUUUAAGUGGCCCAAUUCCUAGUACAUUGUUACACUUGCAGCAGCUGUCUCAUCUUUCACUUUCUUCUAACAAAUUGACUGGUAAAAUACCAAGCCAGUUGUUUUCCUUGAAAAAGCUACGUAGUUUAAUGCUCAGCCAAAACAAGUUCUAUGGUGAGAUACCCGCACCCAAGGUGCCUCACAGUUUAGAGUCUCUUGUUAUUUCAAAUAGCCAUUUGAAUGGAUCAAUACCAGAAGAUAUAAGAAAUUUAUAUAAUCUUGGCUACUUAGAUCUGUCCGGGAACUCUUUUACUGGCUCAAUACCAGAUGAUAUAGGGAGUUUAUACAAUCUUGGCCAUUUGGAUCUGUCCCGGAACUCUUUUACUGGCUCAAUACCAGAUGAUAUAAGGAGUUUAUACAAUCUUGGCCACUUGGAUCUGUCCCGGAACUUUUUUACUGGCUCAAUACCAGAUGAUAUAGGGAGUUUAUACAAUCUUGGCCACUUGGAUCUGUCCAAGAAUUCUUUUAGUGGCCCUAUACCUGCUAGAUUGCUCCAGUUGCAUAAACUGUACUAUCUUUCACUGGCUUCUAACAAUUUGAGUGGUGAAAUACCUGUAAAACUGGAUUUAUUUAGUCUGACUCAUAUAUACCUGUCAGAUAAUCAUCUGAGUGGAAGUAUUCCAAGAGGCUUCCGAGAAUUACAGCAAUUGGAGAAUAUUGAUUUAUCACAUAACAAAUUUUCUGGAGACAUAUGUGAAUCUGUUAGCCAAAUGUGGGCUAUACCAGCACUGGAUACCCUUAGGAUUUGCAAGAACCACUUUUCUGGGAGAAUACCUUAUGAGCUAAUGAAGCUAAAACAUAUAGUAUUCAGAUGCUUUGAUGAAGCGAAUUUAUGUUCAUAUGCAAGGGACAAAAGAUUCCCAACAUGCCCUUCCCAACUGUUUUCUGAUUAUUCGGUUCCGCAACACUGCGCUUCCAAUAAAUCAAAGAAAAUCAUAGAAGUCGUCAUUGCAGCGGUACUCAUUAUUGUUGGGUUAGGAAUUCUGAUACUGGUGCUCAGAUAUGCAUGGGGAAGGAGAAGGGAAAAUGAUGGAGAAGAAUGGAGUAUGGAGGGUCAGGAAAAGUAUAUAGAGUGA
Ipomoea nil (Japanese morning glory) is the source of this 1662-nucleotide messenger RNA. RefSeq names its product probable LRR receptor-like serine/threonine-protein kinase At4g36180. The record is from RefSeq and is a predicted model, not a curated record. Gene Ontology annotation, molecular function: protein binding. Lineage: Eukaryota; Viridiplantae; Streptophyta; Magnoliopsida; Solanales; Convolvulaceae. Bases 1 to 1662 code for a protein of 553 amino acids. The transcript has a single exon.